Hyposmocoma kahamanoa is the source of this 845-nucleotide messenger RNA. RefSeq names its product ras-related protein Rab-5B-like. The record is from RefSeq and is a predicted model, not a curated record. Gene Ontology annotation, molecular function: GTPase activity; GTP binding. Lineage: Eukaryota; Metazoa; Arthropoda; Insecta; Lepidoptera; Cosmopterigidae. The transcript is spliced from 5 exons. Bases 189 to 830 code for a protein of 213 amino acids.
GUCUCGCUUCCAUGUUUGUUCGUGGUCAUUUCGCUUUUCUGUGCUAGAUUUUCCAGUUUAGCAUCUAAAAUUAAUGAUUUUUCUCAUACAACUGUGUAAUUAAUGAAAUUUUUGACAUCACGGCGACCUCGUGAGGAUCUAUCGCCCGAGGAAAAGUGCAUAUCGGCGAUACAAUAACAGGGAGGGAGAUGGCGAACAAUAGAAGCGGUGCGGCGCAGCGGCCGAACGGCGCGCCGCAGACUAAGGUGUGUCAGUUCAAGCUGGUGUUGCUGGGCGAGUCCGCUGUCGGCAAGUCCUCGCUGGUGCUGCGCUUCGUCAAGGGCCAGUUCCACGAAUACCAGGAAAGCACCAUCGGCGCCGCCUUCCUCACUCAGACCGUAUGCUUGGAUGACACCACGGUCAAGUUCGAGAUUUGGGACACCGCGGGACAGGAGAGGUAUCACAGCUUGGCGCCAAUGUACUAUCGCGGUGCGCAAGCGGCCAUUGUCGUCUACGACAUCACUAAUCAGGACACAUUCGGCCGCGCGAAGAACUGGGUGAAAGAGCUGCAGCGGCAAGCGUCGCCAUCGAUCGUGAUUGCGCUGGCUGGCAACAAAAGCGACUUGGCCGCCAAGCGCAUGGUCGAGUUUGAGGAGGCACAGGCGUACGCUGAUGAGAACGGACUGCUCUUCAUGGAAACCAGCGCCAAAACCGCCAUGAACGUCAACGACAUCUUCCUCGCCAUCGCGAACAAGCUGCCAAAGAGCGAGGGCACGGGCGGGGCGGGCGCGGCGGGCGCGCGACGACUGGCCGACGGCGAGCAGCCACGCCAGACUUCCUGCUGCAAGUGAUACCAAGCGACACAG